Messenger RNA from Jaminaea rosea, 1350 nucleotides. RefSeq lists its product as hypothetical. The record is from RefSeq and is a predicted model, not a curated record. The transcript has a single exon. NCBI's taxonomy places the organism in Eukaryota, Fungi, Basidiomycota, Exobasidiomycetes, Microstromatales. The coding region runs from base 106 to 1251 and encodes 381 amino acids.
CUUGUUGCCGCCGGGAAUCAGUAGAUGCUCGUGUGUCUGUCCAACCCUUCUCUUCUUUUCCCCAGGUUCCUCAUCGUCACCUCACAAACACCUCAUCCAGCUUGAAUGGGCGUGACGAAAGUUCAUCAUCUGGCGGUCAAGCCCGGUGCUGGCAGCCAUACUACCGCAUACACUGGUCCCACGCUACUCACUCAGUCAUCACUGUUCAACAAGACAGGUAGUCAAUGGACGAGUCAACCUCAUGCUGCGACGUCGCAUCAUGGCAAGACAUGUUCAAGUCGUGCUCCAACAAGCCCGCUGGCCACCACCUCGCUAGGUACAGCAACCUCAGCCCCGACUACGCCCCGCCACGUCCAUGCACAGCGUAUGCCACUGAGCGAGAGCACACGGCAGCCUUGUACGGCGCCCAUGACUCCGAUCCAGCAGCAAAUCAAGUCACUCGUCGGACCACAGUUCAAGAGCCAGCGCAAAAGACUCAGACGCAAAGAAGUGCACGAGCGACGCCUUGUAGCUGAAGCAGCGAAAGCGGCGGCCGUUCGGUCUCGUCUUGAGGCUCAAUGGAGGAUGGAAUCCAGACAGCCAACUUCGCCCACGCCGUUGAGGCCACAGGUGACUCCGACGCCACAGGUUCAGGCUCCACCACCGCCACCAUCACCGCCUGCUCCUCCUCCUCUACGUCGCAGCGCAAGGCUAGCUGCGAAGCGAGCAAGGCUACAAGGAGCAAAGGACGAGUCGGCACCAGACGCCAAGCCCGUGAAGAUUGUGACUGAGAAGGCAGUGUCAGUGACUCCAUCCUCGGCAGCGCCCCCAGCAGCACCUGAACCAGCACUGGUAGCCGCACCGAGACCAGCCUCAGCAGCGCCAGCUCUACCACCAUUGGACAGGCUCGCAGCAGCGAGCGCUAGUCCUACUGCGCCUGAAGUGGCCCCGUAUCCUGCUCGCGUACCCCUCAGGGGACCACUCUCGAAGCUUCCUCCCACUCACCCUCUGCUCGCCGGACGUUACGCCCGAGACCCGGAGUAUGCCCAGCCCAUCCUCAUCACCACGCGCAAACGGUUUCCAGCCGAUCCCAUCGCGUCUGGCCUUGAUCCGGCUUUUCAUCUUCAGGCUCGACCACAACCGCCGCAGCAGAAAGCACAGCUAGCCAUUGCUUCGCAAAGUGCCAUUUAUCGCUGUUGCCCGGUACUGCAAAACACUCUGCCCGGGUCGAGAAGGAGGGACUUGCUUGACGCAGGGAGGGUACUGGGAUGAAUGGUGGGUGAUGGUGCCGACAAUCAGCAAGAGGGGGAGCAGGGAGGAGCAGUAUAGCUUGUCAGAACGUCAAAGCAGCGCAGAAUUGCAGAAAGAAAU